AUGAAGCCGCGAAAACUAUAUUCUCUGGCACUCUCACGUGCUCUAUCACGUGCCCUAACCUCUUCAACCACACCGUCUCAAUGCGCGUUUCCCUUGAAGACGGUUACCGUCGCAAACUUUGAGCCGUCGUUAGAGGAGCUCCGGCACCAUGUCCGAUCGUCAGACUUCGUCGCCAUCGACCUUGAGAUGACCGGCGUAACUAGCUCUCCUUGGCGUGAGUCCUUCGAGUUUGACCGCUCCGACGUCAGGUAUCUCAAGAUCAGAGACUCCGCCAGCAGGUUCGCCGUCGUUCAGUUCGGCGUUUGUCCGUUCCGAUGGGAUUCAUCCAACCAGUCAUUCGUAGCUUAUCCGUACAAUUUCUAUGUUUUCCCACGUCAGGAGCUUGCUGGUUUCGGCCCAUGUAAUGAAUUUCUUUGUCAGACUACUUCGAUAAAUUUCUUGGCUAAAUACCAGUUUGAUUUCAAUGCGUUCAUACAUGAAGGAAUAUCUUAUUUGUCCAGAGAACAAGAAAAGGAAGCAAUAAGGAGUUUGAAUUCAAUGCAUGAUAGUGAGUGUUCAAACAUUUCUAAAUUAAAUGAUGUUAGGGACCUACCAUCUAUCAACAUGGCAGACAUUUUGUUCACUGAGCGAAUGAAAAAUAAGUUUAGUGAGUGGCGUGAUGGAUUAUUACAGGAGCAAAGUCAACCAAACCAAAUUCAAGGAACUAGAAAAGACUCGAAACAACGAUUUGACGUGAUUUUCUUUAAGAAGCAUCCAGCUCUCAAGCUUGAUGGAUUCACCUCACGCCAGCUUAAGUUAGUUCAGUUGGUCAUCAAAAAACACUUCAAAGAUCUUUCUUAUAUCAAAGUGAACAAUGCAGGUUCUAGUUCCCAACAAAUAGUUGUAUAUACAGACUCGGAGGAGGAACUAAACUUACUUUUGAAGGAGGUAAACGAGGAAAAUCACAGGGCCAAAAAGAUGAAGAUCCAAGCUGCAGUUGGAUUUCGCCAUGUUAUUGAUCUCCUUUCGUCAGAACAGAAGUUGAUAGUUGGUCAUAACUGUUUCCUAGAUAUUGCUCAUGUGUACAACAAAUUUAUCGGUCAUCUUCCUGGGACUCCUGAAGAGUUUGUUGCCUCUGUUAACAAGUGCUUUCCACAUAUUGUUGACACCAAAUUACUCAUGAACACUGAUAAUAUGCUCCAAGUCAGAAUGAAAAAGUCCAGAAAUUCGCUGGGCUCUGCAUUUUCUAUGUUUUGUCCACAAAUUGCUGCAGGCUCCAAAAGCACUGAGCUAGUUUCACCAUCCCAUGUAAAAAUAGAUGUUGAAGUUGAUGAUUCAAGAUUGUCUAGCUGGAAUCCUGGAGGCAAGCAUGAGGCAGGAUAUGAUGCUUUCAUGACUGGAUGCAUCUUUGCCCAGUUAUGCUGUGAUUUAGGAGUUGAUUUUAAACUCCAUGAAUCUUUAAAAUUAGCUACCAAUGAGAAACUACAGAAAUACAUUAAUCAUCUAUAUCUUAGUUGGAUGCAUGGGGAUAUUAUUGAUCUAAGUACUGGUGAUAAGGUUGCAAAUUCUUCACCAAGCUAUAGCCCCAAAAGACGGUACCCGAAUAUUUUGUUUGAGAACAUAGUUAUUAUAUGGGGAUUUCCUUCUAACGUGAAAUCAAGCGAUGUACGAGAGUGCAUAUCUAAAGUGUUUGGUUUAACUUCUGUAGUUUCUGUAUACCAAUUGGAUGCAACUGCAGUUUUCGUUCAGUUUAGCAAGACUGAACAAGUUUCCGACUUUCUUUCGUUGAAGGAAAACUUAGAGAGAAGUAAUGGUCCAAUCUCGGUUUUGCAUCCGCUGGCAAAACUUUUGGAUGGUGGAAAUACAUGUGCUGCUAAUUAUGAUACUUAUAAAGAAAUAUGUGGUUCACCCUUGUCACAAGAUUUAUUUGCUGAUCAGGCAAAUGCAGUUACCAUGACGCCGAAGAGUAAAUUGAUUGAAUUUAAGGUAGCAUUGAGGAGUGAAGAACAUGAAAAUCCAAGUCUACAAGAUAAUGUAAAUGAUGUUGCUGUGAAUUUUGUAGAAAAAAUCAAGCCAAACUCAAUUGAUCAGUUAAGAAAUGUUCAAUCUACUGGGCAAGCCUCCCCAUUUGAGAUUGAAGAUUCCCGUGUUGCAGAAGCUAACUUGUGA
This is a messenger RNA of Vicia faba (fava bean), 2148 nucleotides long. NCBI's taxonomy places the organism in Eukaryota, Viridiplantae, Streptophyta, Magnoliopsida, Fabales, Fabaceae. The record is from the annotation of a GenBank genome assembly.